AUGACCAAGAACGGCGAAAAGCUGAAGGUUGGAGUUAUCGGACCGGCUGGUUUCGGUGGCUCCUACUUGGUUGUCGAACUCAUCAACCGCGGGCAUCGUGUUGUAGGACUGUCUCGCAACCCGCAGAAACUGGGUACUCAUGAGCUCUACGAGCCGCGGCCUAUCAAUCUUGAAACCUCCACUGAAGGAGAAUUGGCUACGGCCAUCAGUGAUCUUGAGGUUGUGGUGUGCGAAUACGGGCCUCAUACAGCAGGUCACGAGGCCUUGCAGUACAAGUAUAUCGUGACGCUCGUCUUCUUGUCAAAGAGGGCAGAGGAAGCACCGAGGAGAAAGAGGCAGCGCAUGGAACGAUAA
Molecule: messenger RNA, 354 nt
Organism: Colletotrichum fioriniae
Lineage: Eukaryota; Fungi; Ascomycota; Sordariomycetes; Glomerellales; Glomerellaceae
Source: RefSeq, a predicted model, not a curated record